AUGGGUUUGUGGACUUUACUUGAGGGGUUCUUGCUUCUUGCAAAUGCACUGGCAAUAUUAAAUGAGGAUCGUUUUCUUGCACCAAGAGGAUGGGGUUUCUCAGAUUUCUCAGGAGGAAGGACUAAGUCGUUCAAAGGCCAGCUUAUAGGUCUCAUUUAUGCAACUCAGUACCUUAGAGUUCCUCUCAUACUUCUCAACUCCAUUUGCAUUAUUCUCAAAUUCGUGUCUGCAUGA
Molecule: messenger RNA, 234 nt
Organism: Sphenostylis stenocarpa
Lineage: Eukaryota; Viridiplantae; Streptophyta; Magnoliopsida; Fabales; Fabaceae
Source: the annotation of a GenBank genome assembly